AUGGCUACAAGUUUUCCUGUAGAGAGACUUAAAGAAGAAGCAAAAUGUCCAAUCUGCCUGGAUUUCUUGCAGGAUCCAGUCAGUGUGGACUGUGGCCACAGCUUCUGCCUCCAAUGCAUCACUGAAUUUUGUGAAAAAUCAGACAGUUCUCAAGGGAGUAUCUACUCCUGUCCUCAGUGCCGGAGUCAAUUUCACCAAAAUAGCUUCCGUCCCAAUAGACAAUUGGCCAGUAUGGUAGAGAACAUCAAACAGUUGUGCUUAAACUCUAGCCCAAAGAAAACCUGGUUAUGUGAGAUUCAUAGAGAGGAGUUGAGCCACUUCUGUGAAGAAGACCAAAUCCCAUUAUGCUGGAUGUGUGAUACCUCCCCAGAGCACAGAACCCAUAAGACCAUUCCUCUAGAGGAAGCUACCAGAAGCUAUAAGGUAAAAGUCCAAUUGGCUUUGGAACAUGUGAAACAGGAGAUGGAAGAAGUGUUGAAUCAUGAAGCCAAUGUGGGAAAGAAAAUAGUCAUUUGGAAGGAAAAGGUGGAGCUAUGGAGACAGCGAUUCAUGUUGGAGUUUCAAAAACAGCGUGGAUUUCUGGUUCAGGAGGAGCAACAGCAGCUGCGUAGACUUGAAGAAGAGAAGAGAGCAACUCUACAAAAACUGAAGGAGAGCAAAGCCAAACUAGCUCAGCAGAGCAGGACCCUAAGGAAUUUAACUAUGGAUCUGGAAGAAUGUAGUCAGUGCACAGCUUGGGAUCUACAAGAGAAUAUUAAAGACGUCUUGAGAAGGAGUGAGAAGGUAACAUUUCAGCAGCCAGAACUCAUUUCAAUGAACCUGAAGACAGUGUGUGUCGUCCCUGGAAUGAUGAUGAUGCUCAAGAGGUUCCAAGUUAAUGUGAGGUUGGAUCCUGCCACAGCUCACCCCAGCCUUCACCUUACUGAGGAUCAACAAAGCAUUUGGGAUGGACAUGUAUGGCAGGAAGUUCCCAACAACUCAGAGAGAUUUGACACAUGGCCCUGUGUUCUGGGCAUGGAGAGUUUCACUUCAGGAAAACAUUACUGGAUAGUGACGAUGGAAGAUAAGACAGAAUGGGGAUUGGGAGUUUGCCUGGAUACAGCCUCACGAAAGGGCGAGACCACACCAUCCCCUGAAAAUGGAGUCUGGGCACUGUGGCUGCUGGAAGGGAAUGACUACAUGGUUCUUGCAACUCCAUCAGUUCCACUCUUCCAAAGGAAACGGCCAAAAGGAAUUGGAGUCUUCUUGGACUGUGAAGCUGGGGAAGUAUCCUUUUACAACAUCACAGAAGAAAACCACAUCUACACAUUCACCCACGUGUUAUCUGGAAUCAUUAGACCCUAUUUCUUCAUUUGUGAUUCAGCUCCUUUGACACUGACCCCAGAGAUAGAAAGGAGGAAUUAG
Molecule: messenger RNA, 1404 nt
Organism: Gracilinanus agilis (Agile Gracile Mouse Opossum)
Lineage: Eukaryota; Metazoa; Chordata; Mammalia; Didelphimorphia; Didelphidae
Gene: TRIM58
Product: tripartite motif containing 58
Exons: 6
Coding region: 1-1404 (467 amino acids)
Molecular function (GO): protein binding; zinc ion binding
Source: RefSeq, a predicted model, not a curated record